Messenger RNA from Branchiostoma floridae (Florida lancelet), 2366 nucleotides. RefSeq names its product spatacsin-like. NCBI's taxonomy places the organism in Eukaryota, Metazoa, Chordata, Leptocardii, Amphioxiformes, Branchiostomatidae. The record is from RefSeq and is a predicted model, not a curated record. Gene Ontology annotation, biological process: axon extension; chemical synaptic transmission; synaptic vesicle transport. Gene Ontology annotation, cellular component: cytoplasm; axon; synapse.
GUGAAUCAUGCAACAAUUAUUACAUUACUGGAAAGUAUCUUAUUGUCUGUAACAUAAAUAGAUAUCAUUUUUAAUCAUCGGAGAUUACGCUAUUAAUGUUGAUUCGGGGAUCUAAAGUACAGGCCAGUACAGACUGUGAGCAGCUAGGUUCGAAGGUCAUGGGUCACGAGACAAGAUGGAGGUGUGGGAAGAAACUUUGCAGUUUGUUCUGCAAAAACUUCAGGAUUCUGUGGAUAUACAACACGUCAGAGAAGCCAAACUAUGUACCAAGACAGGAACGAUUGCCCUUCUGAAUGAAGAUUCUACAAUAACCCUCCUAAAGCUCGGAGGAAGUGAACAGAACAGAGCCUAUCUCAGGAACAUCAGAAGUUUCAAAUGGGAGGAGAAAGAGGCUUCCUCAAGUGUGGGUCCCUACAGCACAGCUGAUUCGGCUAUAGCAGUGGUGACAACAAAUGGCAACCUGCAGCUACACAGUGUAGAAUGUGGCAGUCCUACAGAACUGACAACAAGAUGUCUAGGCUCCUGCUGCAUACAGGAUAUAGCAGGCCCAGGUCCUGUGGAUAUUUUGGAGGUGGGAGCAGAUGUGGUGACUGUGUUAGUUGACGGCAAACUACUGAGUAAAUUCGCUGUUUCUGAAGAAGAAGAAGAAUCACUUUCUGUCAUCAACCAAAUAAAGCUGCAGGAUGAAACCAGACAUGUCAGACAGGCGAAGGUUGUGUCUGGGCUCCUGUUUUGUCUGCAGGGGGAUGGAGUUGUUGACAUCUUCCAUGUAACAUCUGGUAGAAAGAUGGGCAGGAUUGUCAUAAAUGAGUACCUGAAUGCCAGAAAUGAGCCUCUUGCUUCUGAAGAGCAUCAACACUUGUCAUGUUUUGAUAUUUCCAACAACCUGACAUCACUUGUAGUUGGCAACACCAUCAGGAUCCAUCAUGUGAAUCUGAAUGAGUACUUCACCCUUUUCCCCCACCACCUCUGUGCUGUAGUAGAGGAGCAAAAUCCAGUGAGAAGGUUUGAAGGCUUAAGUGAGGAAGACUUGGGCUCAUUUCAGUUCCUGCCAAGAGAAGUUGCUGACAGAAGCUGGAAAAGUCAUUUGCGGCAGGUCAGAAUGAAAGUUAUGCAAAGAAGUUUCUUCCAACGGCCUGGAAGAAAGACAGGUGUGAGUCACCCAGCCCCAUCAUACUUUGCAGCAGAAAAGGAAGCCAAGUACUGGUUUGAAGAUGUGCCUGAGAUAAUUGCCACUGUUAAGAAGAGAGGAAAUGACCUUGGCAUGCACCUCAGUUACAUGAGGAGGCCUCUCUCAACCUCAGGAUUCUCUGCUUCAAGAACAGUAAGGAGACCCAGAGCCAGAGAAGUGUCCCAAGGUCCAGCUCCACUCAGCAACACCUCCUUUCAUCUUCCACGGGAAUUGCAAGGUUGUGAACUGAUGCUGCUUAGUGUGGCAGAUGCCACAGCUAUUGCAUGGUUUAGUGCACCUCAAGGCAGUGAGAUGGGCAGAAACCAUGGGCUUGUCUGUCAGUACAACCUAUCAACAGGAACGUGUAAAAGUCACAGGUUGAAGGAGCCAUCUCUGCUUGUCCAGAGUGAUGACAACCUGCACCCACACCUCCUCCUGACAGACAUCACACUAUCAGCUGUAGCCUGGGACGCUGCACAGGAGGAACUGGUCAACCAGCUGAUGCUAUAUGCAGGUGCUUCUGUGGCCGAGUCUCUCUGCCAUAUUAACCACUGGGACCCCUGUUCCAUCCCCAUCCACACACUGGAGGUGGGGCUGAGGCAUCGCCAACUGGACACUGUCGCCUUCUUUCUCAAGAGUAGGGAGAAUGUGUUCCGACCAAAAUCAAAAAGCCCAGCCCAAAGCCCCUUAUCCCCAACCCCACCCAGUCCUCCCCCGGCCCCCAGUCUGGACACCCUUCAGCUUAGGGCAGCAAUAGACCUCCUGGUCUCUGCCAUCCACGAGAACAUUAAGGAACCACAGUCCAAACAGUUUGCUAAACAACUCCUGCACCUGACACUGGACCACCUGCACCUGCUCAUCAGGACAGCAACUGAGUUAGCAUCAGAUACAUCCCACGAUCCUUUUGGGUCCUCCGAGGACUCGCCUAUCCCCGUGGUGUCACCAGGUGUCAUGGUAGACCGGCCACAACUGGAGCAGUCUGUACAGACAUUGAUGGGCUAUGUUGUGGAGCUACGGAAGUUCCUGAAAAGACCUGCCGACCAGAAACAAUCUGACAGUGUGGAAAGUUCUGCCCAAUCAGCACUGUCUGAUGAAGAAGCCUAUAAACUGCAACUCUUAGAUGAAGAUGACAAGUGCUUGAAGAGGUGGGAGACAAUGAACAAAGAGGCCAUGAUUUGUGAUGCCAUCCUGACGU